AUGGUUGGCUACGUCAAAGAUCGUGUGACCCUUUUAGAGGCCGUGAACUUCUCGAAAGGCUCUGGGGUGUCCCCGUCAGCUCCGUACCAUAUUAAGUCCACGUCGUCAACCCAUGUUGGCAGGAAGCCAAAGGUGGCGAUGAUAACCACAAAACCAACGGGUACUGCUCCGUCAAAGUGUUUGUUUUGUUCGGGAGAUCACGUCACUACGUCGUGCAACGCGUUUGCCCAAAUGUCAGUGAGUGAUCGCGUGUCAGCUGCACGUGAUAAACGACUGUGCUUCCGUUGUCUCAACUCCACCCACUGGUCGACAAAAUGCAGAGUAUCCAAGCCAUGUGCCCGUUGCCAUGGUCGCCACCAUACUCUACUCCAUAAGGACAUCGAUACGGACUCACAACCCAUCCCCUCGACAAGUGCCUGCCACGUUAGCUCAUCGAAACAUCCUACUAUAUUGCUGGGGACCGCUGUGGUUCACGUGCGUGACCGGUAUGGGUGCAUGCAGCCGGUACGCGCCUUAAUCGACUCAGGAUCGCAGAUAAGUAUCAUGUCGGUUCCCUGUGUCGAACGGUUGGGGUUGACGCGUAAUAAGUGGACUGCUCCGUUGACGGGCGUGUCCGGGGUCGCGGUUCUACAAGUCAAAGGUAGGGUUGACUGUCUUAUUACGCCUAGGUACAAUGAUGAGCACCCCAUAGAGCUAAAGGCGUGGGUUUUACCUAGAAUAACAACUGAAAUGCCUUCGCAACGGCUGCCGCCAGAAAUGGUGAAGAAGUUUUGCCACUUGGCCUUGGCCGACCCGCGGUUUGAUAAUCCGGCUCCAGUUGAGUUAUUGUUAGGAGCUGACGUAUUCUCCCAAGUUAUGGAUGGGAAACGCGUCUUACUGGACCCCUCCUUACCUGCGGCGUAUGGGUCAAUAUUCGGAUGGAUCGUUAUUGGUCCCGUUUCCACGACAGAACCUGAUACUUAUCAGUCUCAUUCUGUUGUCACCCUUGCUGUGUCACUUGAGGACAUGGUUCAGCGAUUUUGGCAAGUGGAAGAACCUGAUACAGCCCCGGCUACAUUCCAUGAUGAGGGUCAAUGUGAAGCUGUCUAUAGCGCUGAGCGGUAUCGUGACCUUAAUGGACGAUUUGUGGUGCCCAUGCCGUUCAGGCCCGGUCAUCGUGAUGAAUCAUUCCCGGGGUCCCGCCAAAUCGCCAUACGUCGUUUCCAGAACCUGGAACGGAAGCUCCAGGCCGAUGAAGUGCUCUACGCUGCAUACAGGGAGUUCAUGUCAGAAUAUGAGUCGUUGGGACACAUGAAUAUUGCGGCUGAUGCCGGGACGUACUUCAUACCCCACCACCCGGUCUUCAAUGCGGCUAACAAGAUACGAGUGGUAUUUGACGCCUCAGCCAAGGCCAAUUCGCAACUGUCUCUAAACCAAUGCUUACACACUGGGCCGAAAUUGCAGUUGGAUAUCCUGGACAUCUUGACCCGUUUUCGCCUUCAUAAGUUUGUUUUCACCGCCGACGUGUGUAAAAUGUACCGGCAAAUCCUCAUACGCCCGGAAUAUAGGCGCUUCCAACACAUAUUCUGGCGGUUUUCACCUGUAGAGGAGCUAAAAGAAUAUGAGCUAAACACCGUCACGUACGGAGUUAAUUGCGCCCCCUUCCUGGCAUUGCGCGUACUGAAGGACAUCGCUGAUAAUGAGUGCCAGGACUUUCCGGAGGUCCGGGACGGGCUGAGAUACCAGACAUACGUUGACGACAUUUGUCUCGGAGCCGACACCGAGGAGCUCCUAUCGAAGGUACAGUCCGAGUUGAUAGCCGUGCUGGGGCGCUCUGCACUUGAACUGAAAAAGUGGUCGAGCAAUUCACCCCGCGUAAUGUCAGAGAUUGCGGAAGCUGAUCGCAUUUCCGACGUCAUCAACUUCGAUGAGAAAGAAGGAUGUAUGAUCAAGGUGUUAGGUUUGCGCUGGCAUCCGACCAAGGACGUUUUUGGUUUUGAUGUCCAUCCGUUAACAACAGUUGUCACCAAACGAUCCGUGUUAUCUAUUAUCGCCAGGAUCUUUGACCCGAUUGGAUUCCUUGCUCCUGUGAUUUUUCAUGCAAAACAUAUUAUGCAGUUAAUUUGGAAGUCUGAACUGGGAUGGGAUGACCCUUUACCACAUGACCUAGGUGUUACCUGGAAGCUGUUGCUCAACGACCUUCCAGUGUUGUCCAAAAUCGAGAUCCCGCGUUUUCUAUUGACAACCACCAGGUCCAACGUGCAUUUAUGUGGAUUUUGUGACGCGUCGGAACAAGGAUAUGCCGCGGUAGCAUAUUUGCGAGUAACGUCAUCUUCAGGACUGGUCACCGUACAUCUCCUUGGUUCCAAAACCAAAAUGUCCCCCAUGAAGACUAGCACGAUCCCAAGAUUGGAAUUAUGUGCGGCCGUGCUUCUGGCCCGUUGGCUGGCUCGCCUCCUAACAGUUUUUGGGGACCGACUCCGCUUCGACGGUAUCUUUGCAUGGUCGGAUUCUCAGAUAGUGCUAUCAUGGCUAGUUAACCCUCAUACGUGUUUCAAAGUGUUUGUCUCGAACCGAGUGCAUUUAGCCCGUCAGUUGGUACCAACCUGCCAGUGGGGUUACGUCCGGUCGGCUGAGAAUCCGGCAGAUUGUGCAUCCAGAGGGUUGAUGCCCUCAGACUUGGUUAAUCAUGUAUUAUACUGGUCGGGUCCUGCUUUCCUCAAGGGCACUGUUGAAGCUUGGGACAUGUCGGUCGCAGCGGUGCCUAUGGAGCAGCUACCGGAAAUCAAAGUCAUUUCGCUGUCUGUCCAAAUCGAGCCUGAGGUAGAGUGGUUUAGUCGUUUUUCUUCAUACCACAACAUGGUCAGAGUUGUGGCCUGGUUGAUUCGCGUCGCAGGCCGAGCCCGGAAACAGAAAUACACUUCAGAGUAUUUGACUCGCGAGGAACUUGACGACUCACUCACUGUCUUAGUUAAACAGUCUCAAGUCCGUUGGUUGUCCAAACUCCACGAGGAUCUAGCGCGCGGCCGCCCUGCACAACGGUCAUUUGGUCUGCGGCCCUUCGUCGACGCACGAGGUGUUAUCCGUGUCGGAGGUCGUCUGACGCGUUCUAAUCUAACCAGUGCCGAAAAACAGCCUAUUCUGUUGGCUAAGGACUCUCACUUAUCAACACUUCUUGCUCGCCAUUGGCACCUGGUCACAUGUCACUCCGGACCUCGAGUAAUACGUCAUUGA
Messenger RNA from Aphis gossypii (cotton aphid), 3213 nucleotides. RefSeq lists its product as uncharacterized. Gene Ontology annotation, molecular function: aspartic-type endopeptidase activity. Lineage: Eukaryota; Metazoa; Arthropoda; Insecta; Hemiptera; Aphididae. The coding region runs from base 1 to 3213 and encodes 1070 amino acids. Gene Ontology annotation, biological process: proteolysis. The record is from RefSeq and is a predicted model, not a curated record. The transcript has a single exon.